UCGACCUCCCGGCUCGUCCAUGACUGCGCCGUGAAACAGCUUACAGGUUCGACCAAACCCUCAAAAGUCUCCACGCGUCUUCUGCAUCGCCGCAAUCAAAACACCUCGAAAUGGACCAUGAUCCCGAUCGCAUCGGGCCUGACAUGGGCCCGAAGAGGUCCAUGUCCACCAAAGUUCGUGGUUUCGUCAAGUCCUUCACCACCAGAGACGGCCUCAUUGGCAAUUAUGACUAUGCCUUUCUCUUCAAGCCAAAUCUCCCAUUCAUGAAGAAGGAGAGGAGGACCGCUCCGUUCUUUGGCUUGAACGACAAGAUGCCUCUAUUUCUGGCCCUACUGCUUGGAUUCCAGCAUGCUCUCGCCAUGUUGGCCGGUGUCAUCACCCCUCCUCUCAUCCUUGCCGGUUCUGGUGCUGCCAACUUGGGUACUGAGAUUACCCAAUAUCUCGUCUCUACAGCUCUGAUCGUAUGCGGUUUCCUGACCAUUAUCCAAAUCACUCGAUUCCACAUAUAUGGAACCCCUUACUAUGUUGGGACUGGUCUCAUCUCCGUCGCUGGAACCUCCUUCUCCGUCAUCCCUGUCCUCACUGGCGCCUUUGCUCAGAUGUACGAGAAUGGCAUGUGUCCUACUGAUGCCAACGGCGUCAAGCUGCCAUGUCCAGACGGUUAUGGCGCUCUCCUUGGCACUGCAGCUUGCUGUUCGCUCAUAAUAAUACUCAUCUCCUUCAUGCCACCAGUCCUUCUCAAAAAGCUCUUUCCCCCUCUUGUUACAGGCCCUACUGUCGUCCUCAUCGGUGUCCGUCUUAUCCAGACUGGCUUCCUGAACUGGGCUGGUGGAAGUGGCACCUGCAACACCCGACCCGAGACUGGCCUCUACAGACUCUGCCCAACAAUCAACGCUCCUCAUCCAUUACCAUGGGGCAGUGCCGAGUUCAUCGGCCUUGGCUUCUCCGUCUUUGUCACCAUCAUCAUUUGCGAGCGCUUUGGCAGCCCAAUCAUGAAGUCCGCUGCCGUCGUCAUCGGUCUCCUCGUCGGCUGUAUCAUCGCUGCCGCGACCGGCUACUUUGACAACUCUUCCAUCAACGCCUCGCCUGCAGUCUCCUUCAUCUGGGUCCAUACAUUCAAGCUUAGUGUCUACGGACCAGCCGUCUUACCCCUCUUAGCAGUCAACAUUGUUCUUGCCAUGGAAGCCAUUGGUGACAUCACGGCUACUUGCGAUGUCAGUCGUCUCGAAGUCAACGGGAAGAUGUAUGAUUCUCGAAUCCAAGGUGGUGUAUGCGCAGAUGGCCUGAACGGCAUACUCGCAACUCUCUGUACCGUCACGCCCGUCAGCACCUUUGCACAGAACAACGGCGUCAUCUCGCUCACGCGCUGCGCAAACCGCAAGGCUGGAUACGCAUGCUGUUUCUGGCUCAUCAUCAUGGGCAUCUUCGCCAAGUUCGCCGCCGCACUCGUCGCCAUUCCCUCCGCUGUCUUGGGCGGCAUGACCACGUUCCUCUUCAGCGCCGUAGCUGUAUCCGGCAUGGCCAUUCUCCACACCGUGCCGUUCACGCGUCGCAAUCGGUUCGUGCUUACUGCCGCAUUCACACUAGGUUUCGGCGCCACCCUUGUUCCAACAUGGUUCAGCUACGUCUUCACCUACGAGGGCUCCAACUCCGCGCUGCGCGGCUUCAUGGACGCCAUAGCACUCGUCAUGGAAUCCGGCUUUGCGAUUGCCGGCUUCGUCGCCUGCAUCCUGAACUUGAUGCUGGCCGAGGAGGUCGAGGACGAGGAGACGACGGACUAUACGGGUAGUCCGCUGGACGAGGAGCGCGAUCAGGAGGAGUGGGAGCGGAUUCAGCGGAAGAAGGGCGAUGUGGAGGCGCCGCCAGGUGCGCAGGGAAGCGGCGCAGCCCGGUCGACCAAGGAGUUGUAAUUCGAUCUGUGGGUGCUGGUGGUGGUGGUGGUGUUGGAGG
Molecule: messenger RNA, 1950 nt
Organism: Pseudovirgaria hyperparasitica
Lineage: Eukaryota; Fungi; Ascomycota; Dothideomycetes; Acrospermales; Acrospermaceae
Product: purine permease
Exons: 3
Coding region: 111-1910 (599 amino acids)
Biological process (GO): transmembrane transport; xanthine transport
Cellular component (GO): fungal-type vacuole; membrane
Molecular function (GO): xanthine transmembrane transporter activity
Source: RefSeq, a predicted model, not a curated record